This is a messenger RNA of Coniophora puteana RWD-64-598 SS2, 1641 nucleotides long. RefSeq lists its product as uncharacterized. The transcript is spliced from 2 exons. Bases 815 to 1360 code for a protein of 181 amino acids. The record is from RefSeq and is a predicted model, not a curated record. NCBI's taxonomy places the organism in Eukaryota, Fungi, Basidiomycota, Agaricomycetes, Boletales, Coniophoraceae.
CGAGCUCGAGCCUGCACAUCAAGAUCCGGAACAGCUUCUAUGAAUCACUCUGAACGCGUCCCAUCGCUCCUGGCCCUUUGUUUUGCUCUGUCUUUGUGUCACGCUCUCUGCAGGGCUUAUCAGGGCGUCACAUGGACCUAUUGUGCGCUUAGGCAACUCUCCUCAACGGACGCAUACGGACGCAAAUGAAACGCAUAAACUCUAGAAUGCUACUAAUAAUCUCCGGUGCUUAAGUAUUUCAUACUCUAACCCUCGAAUGACCAUAUCUGUUGGCAGUGCCUAUCCUAAGCUCGGCGACAUAGAUACGGGUGCUACCCAAGUGCCACCAUUGCUACUCCCCCUUUGCUCGUUGACAGCUACAGGGCGAUGCGUGGCGCGUGAUCUUUUCCGUUCCGCCGGAGGUGGAGCGACAUGAAUCAUCGACCGUCGAUCCACGGCCGAGCCCCUGAGCAGUUAUAGAUUCCAGAAUUGACUUUCCUCCUGGCAGACCAGCGUUUCUUCCUCCCGUCCUGCCCUGCCAUUCCUUGCACGUCUGCAUCUCUGUUAUUACUCGGAACUUCCCAACCUUUGGGUUAUCUAGAUCUCGCGCCUUUCGGUUUGGAUUGCUACCCGCUCCUCCAGUAACGAUCUGAACAUACCCCGGCUUUGGAGGAAAAGCUUAGGAGUUGCGCUCAGAAAUCGCAGCAAGAUCACGCGGAAGCAUAUCUGACGACGCGUCGCAUCAUACGGAAUACCCCUAGCCUCCCAUCGCCACUCGUCUCGCUAUACUUAACCCUCAUCCGCCUGCAUCCCUAUACAUACCCUGUCCAUCAGCAUGAACGCUGUCUUGUUCUCGAUACCAGUUGUCUCCGCUCCCUUCCCCACCGAAUGCGUCAGCGUUGCCUACGUCCCAUCAGAGACAAGGUCGCUCUUUUCCCAGCCAAGCACCUUAUUCAACGAAAAACAUAGCACCGUCAUUCGCAGGAGGAAACAGCAGAAUUCUCUCAGACACACAAUCUCGCAACCGGAGCUUGUCUCAAAUAUAGUCACCCUUACAUCUUGGGUCCAGCGACAUAUCAUGACUACCGCGAGCAACCCCGAUGACAAGGAGUCAUGUCGGGAGGACGGCUCGCAGAGCUGUGAUGGGAGCGAGAGACCGCCACUGCGCUUGCAGACUUGUCUCUCACCAGGGAAGAGAGACGAUGAGGAGAAGGAGAGCGGACACUCUCCCUCGGAGUCGUCUAAUCCACCGAGCUCACCACACAAGCUUCGCAAGAAGAAGAGCUCUUUCGACCUGCGGGAUGUUUAUGUCCAGUCCGACCCCGAGCUUGCGAGAAUUAGGGCCCUUGCACAAGCGCAAAAUCAGGGGUCAAGGAAGUAACAGCGUUAAUGCCUAUUUCUUUUUACUUCGAGAAUCGGGAAGCUCGUUGGUGUCCUUUUUUGUGGACUACUAGUCCGUAUCUUCACGCAAGGCUAGAUUGUACAGGCCAUUUCACGUCAUCAUGCCCCUCACGAUAUACGACAUUUCACGUCUAUGAUUGACAUCAUGCUGCCGUCACGCGUCUUGGGUUUGCUAUUUGGGGGACGAUCAUUAUGGAUAGUAUGUUUUGUGUAUCAAUACCUCGCUAGACCGUCCAUCUGCACUUCUAUGAACACACCCCU